AUAUUAUAUACAGAGGGAUAAUAGGUGCAAUAGUACCCAUGAAUAACAAUAGUAUACAUGAAUAACACAGAGUUAUCUGUUACAGAAAUGUUAGCUGUUGUACAGUUGGAUAGAGUAGGGUAUGAAAGAAAGGUAUUAAGAACUUGACUAAUUUCAUCACACGUUUAAAUGUUCUGAUUUCAAUCUAUUCGCAGCGGGGACAUGGUAAUGGCAAGCAGUACAGACUGCAGGAAGGAGAACGAGGUUGGUUAUGAAACAAAAGUAAAUGAGUCUUUUAUUUUGGAAUAGGAACAACAUGCAACGACUUCCUGCCCGGUGUCACGUGACCUCGCCCUCGCCUGGAUACCAGAACGCGUCGCUUGCCCCCGUGGUCGCUACGGAGGGAGGGGUGGGUCGCUCGUAGUUACAAAAAGACACUUCCUCACGCAGUUUGGACAACUUGCUAUCAUGGCACUCUAUCAAAAACGAUUCCUUGUCGUUUCUCUCGCGACUAAACUACAUUUUAACGCCCGUGCAGCCACGUUUUAGUGGCACCUUUGUAUUAAUCUAACUUAGUAUGACUGGUAAAGAUUAGUUAGCGUGCUAGCGAGCUAGCCGCUCAGCUUCCACACCUGCCAGGCACAGGUUCUUAAGCAGACAUGGGCAAACUACAGAGCAAAUUUCGCAAGAGGUCUGAUCUCUACAGGGCGUCUCAGGGAGAGAAGGGAGAUAAUGCCUUCGACAGUCAGAUUUUGCAGUAUGAACCUGCCCAUCAUGGAUCCGUCAACACUGUGACCAAUCUCAGCCCAGAUCUGUGUGUUUCUGGUGGUACUGACCAGGCUGUGGUGGUGUAUGACUGGAAACAAGGCCGGAUGUGUCAGUCCUUCCAGGGCCACAACCGAGAGGUUACCAAGGUGGUUUGCUAUCCUGGCAGCACGUGGAUCUUUAGUGCCUCCCGGGACAAGACUGUUCUCAUGUGGGACCUAAACCAGGGCGACGAACCUAUUCAGGAAUUUUGUGGGCACGAGCUGGUGGUCAAUGGAUUAGCUAUCAGCCCAGAUGGGAGAAAGCUGUGCACCGGCUCCCGUGACAACUGGAUGUGCCUGUGGGAUAUAGAAUCUGCAAAAUGUGAACAGAGACACAACAUCUCCAGAAACCUGGUGACUCAUGUGUGUUGGGUCCCAGCCAGCUCCUCUAUAGUCCAGACCUCUGAGGACAAAACCAUAAGGGUGUGGGACAGCCGCGCGUGGCAGGUGACCAACACAUUUCCAGCGAAGCAAUACAUCCAGACCCACUGUGACGUCUCUCCAAACGGUAACUACUUGGUGUCCAGCAGCAACGGCUUCGGAGGCCAGGGCUGCGAAGCCACGCUCUGGGACCUGCGUCAGCCUGGCUGUAAACUCGUGGAGUACAGAGGCCACCUCCAAACCACCGCCUGCUGCGUGUUUCUGCCCGUGCCUCCCGGCGGCGCGGCUCGCGUGGCAACAUCCUCCCACGACAGCUCUCUCAAAAUCUGGGAUCAGAAUACAGCAGUCUGUUUAGGGACGCUGUCCCUGGACGGCGCCGGUCCGCUGGUUUCUCUGGCGCCCACCGAUUCCACCAAUCUGCUGUGUGCCAGCUUCAACAAUGGCCUCCACCAAGUUCAAGUGAGCCAGGGGUCAUCACACCAGGCUCAGGGUCCCGGCGCGGGUUCAGGCGGCGCAGGCGGCCUGGACAUUAAAGUCGUGGCUCGUUUUUGACGGCUCAGAAGAGCCUGUGGACUUCAAGUCAGUUUUUUUUUUUUUUUUUUUUUUUUUGUUUACAAUUUUACAUAUUUGUAGACAUUUUUGCUUUACUAGACUGCCAUAAUGUGAAGAAUGACUGAAGAGAUAUGUGAACAGAAGAUGCUCGUGGAUGCCCAUCAUAGCUGCUCGUCUAGGACGACGUUUUACCUUUUAACUCCAAAAUCAGCUUGGAGUCACCAUCUGAUUAGUUUGACGGAGGGGCAGGGAUUUCCCACUGGGCCCGUACAGUUUGGUAACCUGAUAAAAUUUCACUUUAUUUAGAAAUAAGCAUCUUGUGAGAAAAUGUCAGAAAGAGGGAGCCAUAAAAUCUGCUAAUACUGCAUCUCCCCCUCUUAGUUGAUACUAUUAUACUAUAACUGAGCGGUUCGCAUUCUUGAACAGUUAAUUACCAGAACAGCAGAGAAGCAGUGAAUCUGGGGUAUUUGAGGCCCUGGUGUGACCCAUGUGUCACCCAACACAGUUUGAAGUAUUGUCCUCAUGGAACCAGAGCGAUGAACAGUGUUUUUUUCAUGUUUUAAUACUCUUCUUCAGCUUGGUGGUACUGACUAGUAUGAAUAUAGGAUGGCAGUACAUUCUUAUGUUUUGUAGUGUUUCUUGUAUUUGGUCGAGUAGUUGUGCCACUGACUCCUGUGGCACUAAUUGCCUACAACACAAAAGCCCCAGAUUCACUUGAUGUCCGUUGGUAAUUUCUUUAACGCACCAACUUAGGUCUUAGAGGAAAAAUUAACUAUUUCAGGGAGAUUUUUUCCUAAAUAAUAUUUAUAAGGUACAGUCUGACAGGUGUAAUGAUAAUGUUGACUAGUCUGAACUAGACUUAACCUGUUACAUGUUAGAUUAAAUGAAUGGAUAUCUGCACCGUAUUAACAUGCCGUUUUUUUUAAUCUACUUGAUAAGUAGAUAAGUUGAUAAAAAAAUUUCUAACACAGAUUCUGAUAUUUUUUAACAGAAGCUGUUGAUAGUUGAUGUGUUGUGCUGAUUACCAAUAUACUUCAAUUUAAAAAAUUCCUAUGCAAAACAAGUAAUUCAAUUAAAAAACAAAACAACGAAUAAACAAAUGGGAAUAAAACAAAGAUUUUCUGCGACCUGUCGACGUAAAACACACUACCAUUUGCUUACUUCAUGAAUAUUAUUUUAUAUAAAUGGAUUUUGUCAUAACCAGAUGUGCUGUUGUUUCGCCACAUGCUUAACGAGGCUUGUUUUUAUCAACCACUAAACUUGUCAUGUCUUAAUUCAGUUUAAAUCCGUUUUUCUUCAAGAGAAGAAGUGCAAUACAAUUGUCAGUAUGUGAAUAAUAAAAAAUAUUUUAGGGGUAGUUUUUCCUCAGGAGGUUGCAAAUACAAAGUGUGGAUGCUAUUGUGAUGACAUAUUUUGGAUUUGUUUCCGUUUUAUGUGGACAAAGGUUAGGAUUAAUGGCAGGUAAACUCAACUGUGAGUUUACUUCCUUGACGGCUUUUCUGAAAGCUGCUAAGGAGUACACACUAUAAUGAUUUACUUUUCUAAUAUUUAGGGAACACUGCCAGCAGUAGUAAUCCAUAGUCGAUCAGCCAUUUGUAUUGUUUUUUUUUUGAGAUUUUGUUUUAUUUUGGUAUUUGUCAGUUUUAAUGUCACCAGAAGAUUCUGUAUUUGUUACUUUGAUAAAGCAAUAAAUACAUUUUAUAACGUCA
Molecule: messenger RNA, 3427 nt
Organism: Mugil cephalus (flathead mullet)
Lineage: Eukaryota; Metazoa; Chordata; Actinopteri; Mugiliformes; Mugilidae
Gene: wdr31
Product: WD repeat domain 31
Exons: 10
Coding region: 639-1718 (359 amino acids)
Molecular function (GO): protein binding
Source: RefSeq, a predicted model, not a curated record